AUGAGCAAUCUUGAUUCUCAAAGACAAGAGUCUUUGAAAAUGAGGUGGCAAGAGAGGAGACUCAAGGCAAUAGAAGAAAGCCAAAAGAUUAAUCCCACGGCCUCUCCCAACUUCUAUACCAGACUACUUGGUGGUGGUGCAAAUCCAUCACCAUUAAGGGGAAACCCUAAAAACAAUAUCCAAAUGUUUCCUGGUGGUUUUGAUGAUGAUCUUGUUUCGGCAUUGGUGCCACCGUUGACUGUUGUUCUUGAAGGCCGUUCCAUUUGCCAUCGGAUUAGCCUUGACAAGCACACAAGCUACCAAAGCUUAGCUAGGGCCCUGAGACAAAUGUUUGUUGAUGGGGAUGCUACUGGACUCCCAUCAGAUGGUGAACUUGAUCUUUCCAAUGCGAUUCCUGGUCAUCUCAUUGCUUAUGAAGACAUGGAAAAUGAUCUACUUCUUGUUGGUGACCUCAACUGGAAUGACUUCGUUAGGGUGGCAAAAAGGAUCAGAAUACUGCCAAUAAAAGCAAAUUCAAGAAAGGGAAAGGGAGAGAAAUAG
Molecule: messenger RNA, 540 nt
Organism: Coffea eugenioides
Lineage: Eukaryota; Viridiplantae; Streptophyta; Magnoliopsida; Gentianales; Rubiaceae
Product: auxin-responsive protein IAA33
Exons: 3
Coding region: 1-540 (179 amino acids)
Biological process (GO): regulation of DNA-templated transcription
Cellular component (GO): nucleus
Molecular function (GO): protein binding
Source: RefSeq, a predicted model, not a curated record